UGACUCUGCAACGAGUCCUUCCAACUUUCAACAGGGACAGCAGGCCAUUCACAAACGCCACUCCACCUUUCUCUGUCUCGAGUUGGCUUUUGAAAAAGUGGGUAAAAGGAAAAGCUGACCCUUCUAACUCUCAAGGCUGCCCAUGACAACUCACCACAAUUCUCUCCAGGUAACUCUGGACUUGUCUUCUUCAGUGGCAUUUCCUGCGUCAAAGAUUUCGUGCUAGUAUCUGAUCUGUGGCAACAUCACCACUGCUGUUGGCUGGGGUGAAUGUGGAGCCAUGUUGCAUGCUGAUCCUAGCAGAUCGUAUUCUUGGUUGUGGGAUAGCCAUAUCAAUACGAAGAACUCGAAAUGGCUUCAAGAAAACCUCACAGAUAUGGAUGUCAAAGUCAAAGCAAUGAUCAAGAUUAUAGAGGAAGAUGCAGACUCCUUUGCAAGAAGAGCAGAGAUGUAUUACAAGAAACGACCAGAGCUUAUGAAGCUAGUUGAGGAAUUCUAUAGAGCAUAUCGUUUAUUAGCAGCAAGAUAUGACAAUGCAACUGGUGAGCUUCGGCAAGCUCAUCGAGCAAUGGCAGAAGCAUUUCCAGAUCAAAUUCCUUUCAACUUGUCUGACGAUUCUCCUCGGGCAUCCUCUGUUUCAGACAGUGAACCUAAUACAUCUGAAGUAACAAACCUGGUGCGGUCCUUGUUGGAUUUAGAUGAUCUCCAAAAAGACUCGUCAAGCUCAUCAUCACUUCCUUCAUUUGUCAAAAAGAGUGGAAUUUUCUCUGAAGAAAAUGAUGCUGUGACAAGCAAGAAAGGGUUGAAACAGCUCAAUGAGAUGUUUCUAUCACCUUCAGACAAGAAAACUCCUGAAUCUGGAGGAGGUAUGGGAAUUGGAAAAUAUGCAGAUGGAAAGUCAAGAAGGCGUCUAACCUUUCCAGAGGGUGAAGAGAAGAGUUGUGAACUUGGACCACAUACUGGGGCAGGUGCUGGUCAGAAAAAUGAGGUUGUCGUCCGAGAUAUGGGAACACAAUAUGAAGCUCCACAUGCUGCAACAGAAGAAACUCAGAGCAAGGAUGGGAAGCAACUUGAUGGGAUUGGUGUGGCUCGGGAUUCUAAAGUCCCAACUGAGUCAGAAGAGCGGUUAAGCAAAGCAGAAGCAGAAGUUCAUGAUCUGCAUAUGGCACUUUCCAAAUUGAGACAGGAACACAAAGCUGCUACAGUUUGUAGUCAACAACACCUGGAACAAUAUCAGAACUCCUUGCGGAGAAUAUCUGAUCUGGAGACUGAAGUUUCUCGUGCACAUGAAGAAAUAAGAAGGCUGAAUGAGGAUAUGGUAAGUGGGACAGUGAGAUUCAAGAGUGCCGAAGAGAAAGUUAGUUUGUUAGAGAGGUCAAAUCAGACUCUGCAGUUGGAGUUGGAUAGUUUGGAGAAAAAAUUGAUACUGCAAGAAGAAAAACUUAAAAAAGAGCACCAUGAGAUUGAACAGCUCAGGCUUCAAAUGCAAGAAGAGCACUUGAACCAUGAGACAGCUCUUCAAUCUACUAGUCAACUAAACUCACAACUAGAGGAACAAUAUAAAAAUCUGGUUUUGGAGCUUGGGAAAGUGACAAACCUCUUGAAAGAUAUGGAGCAUAGGAAUAAAAUCUUGGAGGAAGAAAUUGUUGGACUGAAAGAAGAAAUUAAUAGUGUGAGUACCUCAAACGUGGCAUGCACAACAACAAUAAAGAAACUGCAAGAUGUUCUGUGCAGCUUGAAUGAGACCAAACAGAAACUUGAAGAAGAAGUUGGGCUUCAUAUCCACCAGAAAAAUGCUUUACAGCAAGAACUUUCCUGUCUGAAAGAGGAAAGGCACGAUUUGGACGAUAGAUACAAAGCUUUAAUAUGGCAAAUAGAGUCAGCGGGUUUGGAUUCAAAAUGUGUCCAAUCAUCUGUAAAAGACUUACAAGAUGAAAUCAUUCUUCUGAAGGAAAAUUGUAACAAGAAAGAUGAAGAAAAGGGAGUUAUAUCUGAGAGACUGAAAAAUAUGGAAAAGGUUCUUGAGGAGAAUAUUUUAUUGGAAAAAUUACUUUCAGACAAAAACAAUGAUUUGGAUAUUAUGAGAGAAAAGUUGAGGAUUUUGGAAGAGUCCUUCGAUUCUCUCAUGAAGGAGAAAUCAAUACUUGUCAAAGAAAAGGACAAUUUAUUGGCAAAAGUGGAUGACAUGGUGCAGAAACUGCAGAUAAAGGAGGCAUUGAAUGCAGUGGCUGAAGAAAAGCGCCUUUAUCUGGAAAAAGAGAUUGAAUCAGUUGUCAAUCAGGUCAAGGAGCUUCAGACAUGCUUGAAUCUACAAAAAGAAGAAAGUGAAAGUAUUCUUCAGUCUAGCAGAACUCAAUUGGAUGACAUGAAAAUAAAAAUAAAUUUCCUUCUAGAUGAAAGUGCACAGAGAAUGGCAAAACUAGAAGAGAAAGAAGAUUGUAUUCUUAGAGCUCAAAUUGAAACCAUUGUGAUACAAGGUGUUAUGCUUGAUAUGUGCAAAAAAAGUCAAAAUCUCUCUUUAGAAUGCCAGAAAUACCUUACGAUGUUGUCAAACACUAACCAUCUGAUCUCUGAAUUGAAACAGAAGAAUCUAGAACAACAGAUGCAAGUAGAAUCCAUUUUUGACAAGCAUUCUUUGACUGUAGAACAGAAUUUGAAGCUUAAAUCUGGUAUAGAGCAGUUGGCUCGGUUACUUCAUAUAGAUGAGGACCACAAUAACCCUGAUAAAAUUGGGAGUGAAAUAGUUUUUCAGAAGCUUCAGAACAGAGUUGAGGCCACGAGCACACUACUUGUGACUACUCAAACUGAAAAUGCACGUCUGUUUCUUGAGAACACGAUAAUUGCCACGUUACUAGAACAGUUGGGAUGGGAAAUGUCUGAUUUGUUCGUGAAGAAGAUGGCACUUGAUAUGGAGGCAGCAGCACAGGCAGAGGAACUGAUGAUUUUGCAAAGUAGAAAGCUUGAGCUUGAGAAAAUCAUUGAACUACUGGGACAGAAGGUACUUUCAAUGGAAGAUAAAGAAAAUAUCCUGGAGGCUGAUAUUCGUCUUGCUUGUAGACAGCUAUCUGAGUCUGAAGAAUUGAAUAGGUCACUGGAAAAUCACAAUCACAAGUUAUAUGAAGAGAAUAUAUCCCUGACAGAGGAUAUUCUUUAUCUGAAGGGGCAGAAGUAUAUGCUAGAAGAAGAAAAUAGUGCUAUCCUCCAUGAGACACUCUCAUUGGGAAAUCUUGCUGUGAUCUUUGAAUGUUUUAACGGUGAGAAGGAAGUAGAGAUACGUAGACUUAAUGAAGCUUUAGAUUGCAUCCAUGGGACUAAUUACACCCUCAGGGAGGAGGUGAGAGCAAUCAUUGAAAAGUUGAAAGCAUUAGAAAUGGAGAACUCGGGUCUCAAAGAACUGGUUGGGAAAUUGGAAGGGUACAAGAUCUGUUCACUAUCCUUGGAAAAUGAGGUUGAUAAAUUCAGGAAUGCAUGUGGGGAGUUAAAAAAACAGAUUGAGCUUGGACAGAAUUUACUGAAUGAGAAGGAAUUCAAGCUGUCUAAUGCAGAGCAGAAACUUGAAAAGAUGCAAAUUGAGCAAGCAGAGAUUAUGAGAGAACUUGAACUGGUCAAGAAGGAAUACAAUGAGGCUAUGACAAGGAAAUCAGCACUGGAGAGAGAUAUGAUGGAAAUGACUAUUGAUAAUGCUAACAAAUCCAAGAAAAAUGACCAAAUGCAUGAAGAGAAAAAGAUGUUAAAUUCGGAGUUGGAUAGACUGCAUAAAAAAGGUGAUGAUCUCAAACUCCAGAUGGAGCAUCUAAAAACUCAGCUGAAGCAAAACAUGGAUGAGAUUGAGCUGUUGCACACUUGCUGUGCAACAUGGUACUACGACCUUCAAGUGUCUGUCAUUCAUGCUGCAGUACUUGAGCAAAAGGUAUAUGAAUUGAUUGAUGCAUGUAAGAGUAUUGAACAACACUCACAAGCACAGGCAAAAAAGUUUUUAGAUGAAAAUAAUUCCAAAAACGCAGAGAUUCAUCAACUGGAGAGAAGAAAUGCUUUUCUGGGAGAAGAAAAUGAAAAAAUGAAACUAGAAUCUAUUGGAUAUUUCUCUCUCAUAUUAUCUCUAAAGGAAAGCAUAAUACGGCUUGAGGAUCGAUGCUUUACUUUGAUGGGGAUCCAGCAAUGCAUACCAGAGGAUGAUAGAUCAAAUCACAGUAACUACACAAGUUCAGUUCAUCAAUGGAGUGAGGAUAAGGGUGGUGAGAAGCAAGAUGGGCUACAAGAGCUGCACAAAUUGCUGGCGAAAAUUGAAGCAAUUGAUGUGACUGUGGGAGGCUUUGAAAACAUAAAAAAAGAAUAUCAUGAAGUUAAACUCAUAAAAGAAGCUUUGGAGAAUGAGCUGAAUAUUUUGGCAGAGGAGAUUGUCCUGAAAAGCAAAGAGAUGACGAGUAUUCAUGAAGACAAGGCAAAACUAGAAAUAGAAUCUUAUGAACUGCUAGAAGAACUUGAUCAAUGCCAAUUCCGGGAGAAGUAUUUCAAGUGUGAACUAGAAGCAAAAGCAGAGGAGAUUGAACUGUGGCAGACAAGCUCCGAAACCUUGUAUCAUGAUCUUGAAAGCUGCUCCAUCCACGAAAUGCUGAUUGAGCAAAAGUGGCUUGAAUUGAUGGGAGCAAGUGAGAGCCUUGAAAUUAAGUCUCAACAUGAGACCAAGAAAUUACUUGAUGAUAUUGCUGCUCGAAGUGUGGAAGUUGAUGAAUUGCAGAAGAAAAUCAUGAAACUAGAAGAAAUAAAUGAAGAAAUGAGUGAGAGAUCAAAUAGAAAUUUGUCUCUGGUGUCGUCUGUAAAGGAAAGACUGUCCUCUCUUGAAGAUCGCUGUUUAGCAGCAUUAGGGGAUCGAGCAUCAGGAACUCACAAGGGUGCUGGCCUACAUGAUCAGCAGAAUAUCACAAGCUUGGUUCCUGAACCUGCUCUGAAGUGUGCUGGAACAGAGAAAGUGGUUCUAGAGCUGCAAGAACUGCUAGUUAAGUUUAAGUCUGUUGAAGGAUUGGUCGUAGAACUAAGCCAGCUCAGUCAUUUCAUCAAGGACAAGGGUACUGGAGCACGAGUUGCUGGUUCAUUUGGAAAAGGCAGAACAGAAGACACCGAAGCAGAUGAGCAGAUGCUGGAACUGUGGGAAACUGCUGAAAGGCAAUCCAAUCACGAAACUGAGAACCUUACAUCAGUCAAAGGCACAUCACGUGAUGUGGAUUCUGAGAAAAUAAUUUCCACAAAAAAAGCACAGAAGAACCAGGAGCAUGAGCUUUCUGAAUUGCAAGUCGAGAGAGAAGUGGCAGUCGAUAAGAUAGAGGUGUCCUGUGAAAGCGAGAACAAGAGAGUCAGAGACAUGCUUACAUCUGAAUCUCAUCGCCUAAUGGAUCUGCAAAACAAUGCACAAGAACUGAAUAGAAGGUUUGAAAAAUUGAGGAACGGUUCUCAUGCAGAUGGUCUUGAAAUCGACAAUGCAAUAGAGCAGUUAAGGGGAAUAGAGUUGUCAAUCUUACAGUUGGUUGAACUCAACCAUAAAUUGUUGAAGAAUAAUCAAAGUAGUUCUAUUAUAUCCUCCGAAAGAGAAACAGGGAAAUCUGAUGCGCUCACAGGCAGAACAGAAGAUUUGCCAGAUAUUGACAGAUCACAUGUGCAGGAAGCAAGAAGAAGGUCAGAAAAGAUUGAGCAAUUUGAAAUUGAGCUGCAAAGAAUGGAGUUCAUCUUAAGGAAGUUGGAGGACGGACAUGUUAAAAGAAUCCAUGCAUCUGUGGAAAAACGUGCACGAGUCCUACUGAGAGAUUAUCUUUAUGGUGGAAGAGGAAACCGUAAACAGAAGAAAGCUCCAUUUUGUGGCUGUAUGCGGCUUUUGACAAAGGAUGAUUGAACUGCAGUCUUUUGCUAAAGGUUCUGCUGCUGUGGCAGAUAAAAGGUUUACCAAGACAGGAGAAAGUCUAUUUUUUCAUGGGUGCAAUUUGGCAUUUGCCCAUUAUUGUUGCACGCCAAGCGGCUCUUUUUUGGUUUUGUCUGAUGUAGAGAAUUUUACGUCUCAUAGUUGAGUUAGCAGACAUCCAGAUUAUGUCAAAGUUGUAUAGUCAAUGAUGUGUCCAAGCUAUUAGAAAUUGUUUGCAUCGGCUUGUUUAUUCUUUUUCGUAUCUGGUGAAUUUACGAGACCAGCAGAAUAGUGUGUUGCAUGUAAUUUUAAGCUUAAUGAGUGGCCAGGCUUCUGAAUUUGAGGUUUCU
Molecule: messenger RNA, 6240 nt
Organism: Nymphaea colorata (pocket water lily)
Lineage: Eukaryota; Viridiplantae; Streptophyta; Magnoliopsida; Nymphaeales; Nymphaeaceae
Product: protein NETWORKED 1A-like
Exons: 5
Coding region: 281-5884 (1867 amino acids)
Molecular function (GO): actin binding
Source: RefSeq, a predicted model, not a curated record